CAAAUAAAUUUAUUUACAACAUUUAAUCAACUCAAAACUUAUUACAAAAUCAGACGUAACGCAGAUUAGUGAUGCACGAUAAUAUGGACGACGUGAACAACAUGGCUGGGAGUUUUAAAGAAUUUACAAAGAAUGGCAAAAAAAUUUUAGGGGCUGCAUUUAAUUACCACCGAGCUCUCCAAGCUGCAAAAGCCCCAAAACCUGAAAACCCCGUAAUAUUCAUGAAAUCAUCAACAUCAUACAUAACAGAAGGAAAUAAAAUAAAAACCCCACAAGGGGCUGAAAUCCUCGAAGAAGUUGAAUUAGGGGUAGUAAUCGGAAAGAAAUGCAAAGAUGUCGAAGAAUUAGAUGCAAUGUUAUACGUGGGGGGAUAUUGUUUAGCUUUAGAUUUAGGAUUAAAUAAUCUUUUGCCUGAAUAUCGCAAAAAAGGUUUUCCAUGGUGUAUAAGUAAAUCAUUUGACACCUCGUGUCCUGUUAGCAGAUUUGUCGACCUGGAAGAGCUAAAAGAUCCGCAUAACGUCGAAUUAUGGUGCAAAAUUAACGGGAAACUACAACAAACGGAUAAUACAAGCGAUUUAGUGUUUAACAUACCGCAAUUGAUAUCUUAUUGCUCGAAAUACAUGACUUUGGAACCCGGAGAUUUAAUUCUUACCGGAACUGGACCUAAUUGCGGAAUCAUCAAACCAGGGGAUACAAUUUCGUGUGGUAUGGGGGAAGUUGUUUGUAUGGAAUUUGAUGUGGAAUAAGAUUAAAGAUUCAAAUUUGCCACAAAUGUCAUUUUUUUUAUGAUUUAAGCGCCAUCUAUUACAAUUAAAUAAAAAUUUAAUUCUAAUUUUAA
Molecule: messenger RNA, 838 nt
Organism: Onthophagus taurus
Lineage: Eukaryota; Metazoa; Arthropoda; Insecta; Coleoptera; Scarabaeidae
Product: oxaloacetate tautomerase FAHD1, mitochondrial
Cellular component (GO): mitochondrion
Molecular function (GO): acetylpyruvate hydrolase activity
Source: RefSeq, a predicted model, not a curated record